Molecule: messenger RNA, 4105 nt
Organism: Symbiodinium sp. CCMP2456
Lineage: Eukaryota; Dinophyceae; Suessiales; Symbiodiniaceae
Source: the annotation of a GenBank genome assembly
AUGGGCCCCAAGUUUACUCCAACUGCUGCAUCGUCAUCCGCUGCGACAGUUCGAGUGACAGUGCAGGUGGACCUGCCACCAGCUGCCCACCCCGAGUCUGCAGAGUGGAUCGUAGUGGAACAUCCUGCCCGACUCCUUCCUGCUGUUCGUGACAGGUUGGCUGCUAGAUUGUCUUCUACGACCGCGAAAUCUUCUCCUAUAGAUCGCAUUGAGGCUGCCUGGAGGGCAGGUUACGACAGUCGCGACAAGAAUCUGGCUGCCGAGGACGUGGUCAGGCCACCUGGUCUUGGAAUCUCCAAUAGCUGCUGGUUGGGUGUCAGAGGUGAUCAAACUGUGUGGGUUGUGGUUCGUCGCCGAGCCGCUGACGUUCUUCUUCGCAAGGAGCCAACUACACGGUUGGUGGCAUUCCCUUCACAAGCCGAGGCGGAAGCUUGGGUGUUGGGCUACGGCCUUGACCAGAGGGUAGGCGGGCUGCUCCUGGGGAUGGAUUCCUCUUUCAUCACCGCUGCGGAGAUAAGCAAUGGUGCCAUCGCGAAUGUCACCACUGCCCUUGGCCCCACCCGCAUCGUCCAGGUGGACGGUCUUCCAGACGACGAGGACGCCGACCCCGUAGAGAUCAGCAUGCUUUUGGUGGAUUGGCCCCAGUCCCAUUACAAGUUUUUGCUGGGCGGGGGGACGGCUCCGAAUUGGCCGACGUCAACAGUCUUCCCUCAUUCUGGGGAGGAGGUGUUCCACACAGUCAACUACGAUCAGCUGGUUACGAUGGCCAGGGAGUGGGUCGAGUCGGAGGAGGGUCCGCAGACAGAUGCCUACCAUACAGCUGCGGAGGUUGCUCCGCCUCGUCCACCUGCAGCCUCCGACGACCUCUUGGCCCAGAUCUUGGCGCAAACACAGGACACCGCCGCUUUGGUGAACCGGUUGCAAACCGACCUGGACAAUCUGAAGGCGCAGCCGUCUGCUACUCUUCCGAGUGGCUCAGUCGGGCCCUCGGCAUUGGGAGCGGCCAGGCAGCUUGUGGGAGCGGCGCCAAAGACGAGGGCCUUGGCGACGCUCGCAGGGGGUCGUCCCGACACCGGCGCCGGGGCGCUCGUAGGCGAGGAUGCCGAGGAGGACGCCGAAGAGCUCCCAUUGGAUCAGCUCCUCAAGGCGGCACUGGUGGGGAUGUUGGACAAGAAGAAGCAGAGGACCAAAGCUCGUACCACGGGCCUGCCCCUCACCACGGACCACUCGGAUUCCGAGGGGGAGGAGGAUCCUUUGCGGCGCUUGAGUGGCGCCAAGGGCACUAUGCUUCUGGAAAAGCUUCGGUUUGCCAUGGAAAGCGAGCCUCAAGCUUAUAUCAAUGCGAUCGAGGGCCUGGCCGCCCAAACGUUGGGCGAGGCAUCAGCCUCCGCUCACACCAUGGAGAAGUACAUCAAGGAUCAGCUUCCGAUUGGUGCCGAGCGCACGUUGGGCUACAUGGUUUGGGGCAUAGGGCGUGCGCUUACCCUUUUGCGGGGCGGAGAGACUGCCAAGGCGCACCUGGUGUUGUUGCUGCUGAUCACAGCCACCGAGCAGUUCAAGCUGGACGGCACCUGGAGUUCAGCGUGGCGGAUCACACAUUUGACUCCCCCUCCGUUUUCGGACUGGCGCACUCGGGGCGAGCAACACCUGGCCCAACUACGCUCCGACCAUUCGCACACCAGGCUCGCCCAUGCCACAUGGAUGGCCGCGAUCGCGGCAAAGCUAAAGGACGAAGAAGUGCUGACAAAGAAGCGAUUCCAGAACCAGGGCGAUCCACCGAACCGACCAGCUUUUGAGGUUGCCUUUGAGUCCUUAAGGGAUCUUACUUAUGGGGUGGUACCACUUGUGGCGAGUCGGGUGGCGUUUCCGAGGGAGUUGAAGGGCUUUGAUCCGAUACCGUUUCUGCCUGAUGAGAUCUCUGCGGAGUGGGUGAGUAACCUUUUCUGUUUGGAGAAACCUGACCUAGAGCUCAGACAGAUCAUUGAUCGUAGGCCUAGAAACUCUUUGGAGAGUCCUCCGCCUGCUGAUGCACCGAAGAUGGGGCAUGCGUCUGUCUUCCUGGGGAUCUGUGUUCCGGCUAAAGGGUGCAUUCGGGGUUCGGUUGAUGACUUGCGCAACUAUUAUCACGAGUUUCAGGUGUCUGAUGAUAGAGCGUUGUCUACGCCGGUAGGCCCCUUAUGGUUUGCCAAAGACUUUGCCGGUUCACGAGCCCUGGCCAAACUAAAGGAGCGAAGACCUGACCUCACGAUCACCGCCAACACUCGCUUGCACUCCUGUUUUGCGGGCCUUUCCAUGGGUGACCACUGGGCUCCAGCUAUAGCUCAAGUUGCUCAUGAACAGUUGUUGUUCUCUUACGGCGCUUUGCGCGCGGAAGAACACCUGAAAUUGGGCCACCCAGUCCCGCGAGCCCCGGAUGGUCACUAUUCAGGAGUGUGCAUAGAUGACAAGCUGUCGCUGCAGGUUUUCCCACGAUAUAUGCCGCCUGACAGGCCUGACCUUGAACCGAAGAGUCGGGACCUGGAGGCAUGCGCCCAGGCCGAUACAGCUUAUGCUAAGGUUGGUCUAUCUUGUCAUCCCAAGAAGCGCAAGCGUAGGGCCUCAGAGUUUAAAGCAUGGGGUGCCCAUUUCGAUGGCGAUGCAGCUAUUGUGGGUAUGGACAGAGCGCGGCUGACUGUUUUGUCCUUCUACACAGCCCUUUUGGCUACGAAGGGGGUCGUUUCAGAAAACUUGCUGCAGCGGGUCGUGGGGCUUUGGGCGUUUGGGCUUCAGUUCCGAAGGCCCAUGUUCUCUCUUUUUCAGGCUGCUUAUAACAUUGGCCAUCCAAAUGGUAGUGCUCACGACGCCUUCCGCAUGCCACACGACCUGCAGCAGGAGUUGUUGGUGAUGUCAGUGUUGGGUUCAUUAGCUACAACCGACUUAAAAGCCCCAGUGGAUCCUUUCGUUUACGCGACUGCUUUUGAGCUUGAUUUCGUGGAGGUUUAUGCAGGUUGGGACUUAGAUGAUAAAGUGUUUGCUUUCCUCCUUAAGCUGAGCUCUGCAGGUGAUCUGGCAGGCGCCCAGGAUGCCCUCGAUCUCUCUUCUGGCACUCCUAGGGACCGCGCAGACCUGGAGCGGGGUCGAGUCACGUCCACCACAGCUUCCAUCCGGGUCCAGUUGAUGGAGCAGUUUCAGGACUGGAUACAGACGGAAGAGCCCGACUUACGGCCUCUGCCGGAGCUGGCGCGAUGGGAUCCGAUUCAAGUGGCAACGUUGCUCGAGGAAUAUGGCCGAGUGAUGUACGAAGAGGGUUCCCCGAGACGCCAGUAUGCAGAGACCAUCAACGUCAUUGUCCAGCACUUUCCGUACUUGAAGACAUUCCUGGCGGGCCCAUGGCGCCUUCUCACAACAUGGGAGGGCCUGUGGCCGGGGAAAGUCCACCCCCCGGUACCACUACCCCUGCUUCAGGCACUCGUGACCACAGCGCUGGCCUGGGAUUGGGUGCGGUUCGCCAUGGUGCUCCUUCUCGGAUUUUACGCAUUGUUGCGGCCCUGCGAAGUCAUUGCGUUGAGGGUGAAGGAUUGCUUACUGACUUCAGAGACCGGCGUGCAGGAAGUGAUCUUCAUUCGUCUGCAGCUGGUCAAGAGCAGGACGCGGGGCGCACGCAUGCAGAGUGUGCGAUUGGACGUGCCGUACGUAGUCGCUUUUCUCAAGAAGUGUUUCAAGACCAUGCAGCCCGAAGAAAGAAUUUGGUCUUUCUCAUCAGCAAUACUCAGAACGAGGCUCCAGCAGACGCUGACGGCUGUGACUAGUCAGCCCAACCUAGUCUUGCCCAGCUCGCUGCGUCCAGGUGGUGCCACGUUCUGGUUUAGAGAAUGGCAGGAGGACCUGCCACGCCUUCAAUGGAGGGGUCGCUGGAUGCAUUUUAAGACUUUGGCGCAUUAUAUCCAGGAGGUGGGUUGCAUCAAUGUCUUAGAUCAGCUUAGUAAUGCAGCCAAGACCCGCGUGCAUACUUUGGCCGCCUUGACUGAAGCGGCUUGCAAGGAAACGGUGGUGGUAACAGACCUGUCUUCCAAGGUCCAGCGACUUUUGACGCUUGUGCAGAAGCAAUCAGCACGGAGUUCCACAC